CAGGACAGUGAUGAUAGUCUGGAACCUUCUGACUGUGAAACCUACCACAAGGAGGGCCACCUAGGUGGUUUACACAUAAAGGUGGAGCGUUACGAUGAUGGUGAGGUGGAGGAACUACAGGACUCGCCCUCCUCUUGCUCCUCAGAAGAAGAAGAGGAUGAGGUGGAAGAUAUUGUGAAGGACUGCAACAGUGGAGGGGAGCUGAACGGACCAGCAAUGAGUAAACACCAGAAGAGAAAGAAGAGGAGAAAAAAGCAGAAAUGGGAUGGAAGUCGACAACGUCUCCGUCUGUCUCCCUCGGCCGCUGCUACCCCCAGCCCUGGCAGCCUGGACCCCACCCUUGGAGAC
Messenger RNA from Sinocyclocheilus anshuiensis, 348 nucleotides. Its product is annotated as neuronal PAS domain-containing protein 3-like. The annotation marks the transcript as partial. The transcript has a single exon. NCBI's taxonomy places the organism in Eukaryota, Metazoa, Chordata, Actinopteri, Cypriniformes, Cyprinidae. The record is from RefSeq and is a predicted model, not a curated record.